Molecule: messenger RNA, 1407 nt
Organism: Amphiprion ocellaris (clown anemonefish)
Lineage: Eukaryota; Metazoa; Chordata; Actinopteri; Pomacentridae
Gene: nhej1
Product: nonhomologous end-joining factor 1
Exons: 9
Coding region: 222-1184 (320 amino acids)
Biological process (GO): double-strand break repair via nonhomologous end joining
Cellular component (GO): DNA ligase IV complex; nucleus
Molecular function (GO): DNA end binding
Source: RefSeq, a predicted model, not a curated record
GAACCUUUGAACUACGCUUUUGUUUGACGUCGGUGUGGGACUCUAACUGUCAACAGCAAGCAGCGGAGGAACAGCAAACAUUGGAGCUGCCACCGCGGCGUCCGUCCUGCUAGGUGGUGAUUAUGCGGCCGGUUUGGCUUCUGUAAAGAAAGCGUGGCUUCAACAGAUCUGGGUCCAGGCUUCGGGGGGCUCAUUCCUUAGAGCUGUUUCUUUCUGCUGCGAUGGAGGUGAUGGAGGUUCCUGCUGACGACGUCCUCCUCCAGCGUCCGUGGCUGCCGGUGAGCAUCAGCGGCUGCCAGCUCCUCACCAAGAGCUGGUUUGGUGAAACGGCGUACCGCGUCCUGCUGACCGACAUGCAGGGAAUGUGGGAGGAGAGGAUGGAAACGGUGGACAUCCAGAGCCGAGCACAGGAGCUGAACCGGCGUCUGCGAGCUCCGGUCAAAGCCUUCUUCUCCCACCUGUGUGAGGUGGUCCAACCCUACCUGUCCGGACCUGCAGGACGAGCCGACCGGGAGGCUCAGAUCUCCCUGGAUCGCCGUGACGACGGCAGCGUGAGCCUGAGGCUGAAGAGCGAGCUGGCGGGGCUGCCCUUCUACUGGGAGUUCCAAUGCACCCCCGCCCCCGUCGCUUUGGUGUGCGUUCAGCUGGUGCGCCCCCUGCUGGUGAUGAGCCGCCUGCUGCAGCGACAGGUGGACCAGCUGGGAGGACUUCUGGUCAGGAAGGAUGCCGAGAUCCAGGACUACAGAGAGAACGGAGCUACACUCAGCAGAGAACGCCUGCAGACGGAUGCUUUUGUUGAGCCGACGUACAGAGAAGACUUCAUGGCAAAGACUCUUCCUCUGCUGAGCUCUGAGCAUCAGGAUGCUCUCGGCUUCGACGACGACCUCCAGCAGCUGUACGCCACCGUCGUCGCCCACGGCAACGCAGGGAAACGCAAGCGGUCGGAGGUGGAGGAGGACGAACCAACCGCCGCAGUCGUCAAAGAACCACCAGCCGUCGCCUCGACUCCAGCUUCUGGAUCCACUGAACCGGCAGACAGGAAACAGAGCCACAAUGGACGGGUGGAAACAGCUGGAGCCAAGAUGGCCGACAGACCCGCAGUACAGCAGCCGUCCGUGACCUCCGACCCCGCAGAGCGACCGACCUCCAAACCAAAGAAGAAGAAAGUGGGGCUGUUCAGAUGAGCAGUAGGACGCCUGAUUUUAAAAGCGCUUUUAAACUUUCACCCCGAAGGACAAACUGCUUUUAAGAUGAUUUUUAGACUUAAAUAAAUCAACUCUUUGCUCUUUUUUAACGACUUUACGACCCACAACAUCAGGAUUUAAUGCUUUUAGCGACUAUAUUGUGGAUUUUGGGGAUUUUUAAGGACUUGAAGUUGUCAAUUAAAGAUGUAAAUGUCAUUUUAAA